AUGCAAGUCAAGGUCUUAGGCCGUCGCUCGACAAUUCAUAUGGGCUCAAUUACGCUCUUGUUUAGUGUUGAUGGUUUCUGUCAGUGUGCUACGUAUGAUUUGCUAUAUGAUGUGGUCAUGUGGUGCCUGGAUUUGCGUGUCCGGUCCUAUGGGGCCAUGCCGGCUCCCAUCAGAUGGUAUAACUUGUUUCUUAUGCUUCUAUAUCCCAUCUUGUAG
This is a messenger RNA of Aspergillus clavatus NRRL 1, 216 nucleotides long. RefSeq lists its product as uncharacterized. Bases 1 to 216 code for a protein of 71 amino acids. The transcript has 2 exons. The record is from RefSeq and is a predicted model, not a curated record. Lineage: Eukaryota; Fungi; Ascomycota; Eurotiomycetes; Eurotiales; Aspergillaceae.